AUGACCACCGUGUCGGAUGAGCGCUUGGCUUUUAUGCGGCGUCUUGGCAUCACAGAUGAGGAUGUGCUCGAACCUUCUCCUGCGAAGACCGAAGUUGGUAAGAAAGGAAAAUUGACGGAAAGUCAUUUGGGCGGUGGCUCCAUCCGUGAAACAUCUCGGGAUCCUGCUCUUCGCACAAGACCAAGGGCAGUGUUUCUGAACGCUGAUAUACCCGAAUCCAGCGUAAAAUCUUCACCCAAGGGGAAUAAUCUUCCGCGGAUGAUGAAUGGGGAGGGAAGUACCAGUGGCCUUUCAGCUGAACAGCUAAAAUCUAACGGGAACCAGGCGUUUGAAGAGGGACGCUACCGUGAGGCGCUGAAUUGUUAUACCGAUGCCAUUGAAAUGCUUCUGGAAUCGGGGAAUUACCAACUAAGAGAACAGGGUUGUCUGAAUACCAACACCAAGAGCCGUGGACCCAUUGCUUCUGGGUUCAGUGCUGGUGAUCCAAGAAUUAUCUUGCUUGCUGCUUUGUUCAGUAACCGUUCGGCGUGCUUUCUUCAGGCAUCAAAACAAAUAGGAGCUGCAGAAGCCCUGGAAAGCGCCAUACGGGAUGCCGAUCGUGCGGUUGAACUUCGUCCAUCGUGGUUCAAAGGGUACUCUCGGCAAGGGGAUGCGUUCUUCAAAAUGAAGAAGUACGCCCAGGCGGCGGAGACAUACGAGAUGGCAUUGCAGCUUGACCCUGGGAACAAAAACCUUCUUCAGUCUGUGAGAGAAGCACGACAGCGUCAUCUGACAGAUGCACGUGAGAAUGUUCAUACUAGCAGAAAGCAGGCGGCACGAGAACGUACUGAGGGGAAUGCUGCAUCCGAUGCAAUAAGGCCAGUGGCGGUUCCUGCACCAAUGAACGUUUCCGUCAAUGACACUACUACUGGAAGGCGUGAUAGUGGGCAGUACAAGGUAACCGCACGCCAACUUUGGAGGGAGCUCAAACACGAAGUGGAAGCUUCCGUUCAGCAACCUACAGGCGAUGAUUACCGAAGAGAGCAGUUGCGGCUAUACCGUGAACAGAAAGAGCGGGAAAAGAAUGGCUACUCACCGUUGCACAGUGAAGAACGCCACGCGAAUGAGGAGCCUGUUCUAAAUGAACACCCCAAAGGGGCGGGGACAACAGGAAGUACUGGGUUGGAGAGCAAAAUUCUGCCCAGAAGGGAACACCUGGAAACCAUACCCCAGGAGUUCUCGUCGGAUGCUGCAGCGGCGUACCAGCAGCGCCUUCUUGAAGAGUAUAGACGGAAGAAAGCACGACAAGUGUAG
Molecule: messenger RNA, 1293 nt
Organism: Trypanosoma grayi
Lineage: Eukaryota; Euglenozoa; Kinetoplastea; Trypanosomatida; Trypanosomatidae
Product: stress-induced protein sti1
Exons: 1
Coding region: 1-1293 (430 amino acids)
Molecular function (GO): Hsp90 protein binding
Source: RefSeq, a predicted model, not a curated record